This is a messenger RNA of Lingula anatina, 4785 nucleotides long. Its product is annotated as phospholipase B1, membrane-associated. NCBI's taxonomy places the organism in Eukaryota, Metazoa, Brachiopoda, Lingulata, Lingulida, Lingulidae. Gene Ontology annotation, cellular component: brush border membrane. Gene Ontology annotation, biological process: phospholipid metabolic process. The record is from RefSeq and is a predicted model, not a curated record. Gene Ontology annotation, molecular function: A2-type glycerophospholipase activity; phosphatidylcholine lysophospholipase A1 activity; retinyl-palmitate esterase activity.
UUCUUUUCUUUUUCAGGUGAAGAGGCCAUAAAAAGUUUCUGGGAAGCGAUUAAGAUUUAAUAUUUUACCACAUACAUUCUAUGAUGGUAAGGUGUCUGAUUCAAUUAUCAUCCCUCUGUUGAUGCAUAUUUUCUAUUUAUUAAACACACAACACAUCUAAAGCAUUAAGAAGUACCUGUCAAAUAUGACAUUUGCACAAAAACUGAUCAAAUUUGUAAUUGUAUGUAUCAGAACUGCCUAAUGUUUUGUUAUUCAUUAUCAUGCCAUAUGAAGAUAAACUAAAAUGUGCUAAUAAUAAUAGGAUUAUGUUAAGAACUCCCAGAAGUGAAAUACAGUUAAAGAUAUAUAUGAAAGUAAACUUUAGGGAGGGGGUGUUUUGUGAAUGGAAUUAACAGUGGGACCAUGUAAUGGGCUUGCCAUUGUUCCUUUUCAUGGCUGCAGUCUUUCAUGCAGAACUGAGAACCAGUAUUUUUUGGAUUUCACCAUUCUUGGCAGAGUGGUUGUAAGUAUUGCAAGUAAGUACUGCAAGGAGCAUUCGUGCAAUUAAGUGUUGAAGACGCUAUUUUCACAUAUUUUGAGUGUUAAUGGGAAUGAAGUAAUCUCAGAUUGUCUGACAAAUAAUAAUUUGCCAGCUAUUAGUUGGUUAGCUGACGGUUUAGCCUGAGCAACGUUAUCAAAGAAAUGUUAGACAUUCUACACGUGGAAAGCAAGAAGGAACAUUUGGAACCUUGUGAAAGAAUAACAAGUUAUGAUAACAUGUAUUUGAGAUGCAGAGGUUCUAGUGAGAAGUGGAUGUCUGGGGUAUUAUAAUAGAAUAUAUUUACACUUGUGUGCAUUGCAUUUUUGAUAAAAAAAAAAGAAAAACUUUGCUCAUUAUCAAGGAUAGGUAUACCAUAUAUCAGUUUCAAUGCUGAACUUCUUUGCAUGGGUGUAAAAGUGGAGUUGAUUUAGAAGUUGUUCUUAAAUGUUGAACUGAUAUCAACUUGGCUUUUUGCAUUUGAAUUUGUAUUACGUAAAUGUGGAGCAGGCUUGAGCAUUGUAAAGAGCAUGUACUUAUGAAAUGGUACAGUGGUUUCUUGUAGUUUUUCUCAUGAGAUUUUUUCCAUAGUAUUUCUUGAAAGAUAAAUAUCCUUACUAUGAUACAGAGAUAAAUUAUAUAUGCUUGAAUUAUGAAGAUGCAUAACUGAUCACCAUAGAAGGACUAUUGGAUCAGUGGGGUAAAGGAAAAUGAAGCACUUGCUUGUGAGAUAUCUUUCUAUUGUGAUCAAAGUGAAUUGCCAAUAAUUCAGAUAUUCAGUUGAUAAGAACAGUUUAAUUGUCAAUAAAUGUACAUAACAUUUUGUUUAAUAUUCAUGAAUAAACUAUGAACUGAAUAAUGUCUUUUGUGAAUUUUUAAUUGAAAAACUUCAGUUAAAGGAGAUGCACAGUCUUCCUAAUGAUAUUUUUUAUCUUUUGAAGUUUUGUAACUGGGUCAGCUAAGGUGGACUGAGUAUUGGUUGGAGAUGCAGUAAUUUUUAUGAGAAAAAGGGGACCACACUUAGAUGUAGGCAGUGUGUUUUAUCAAAUUUUCAGUCAAAUUGGAAAACUGGAUCUUGCAUAAUUUAACAGUGCUUAUAUGAAUCUGCCUUAUCUGACCUUCCUCAGAAAUCUAAAAAAAAAAAAAAAAAAAAAAAACAGCCUCUAUGUACAUUUAUCUCCACAUUUAAGGUAUCCCAUCUAGGAUUUUCUUUCCCACUCAAUUAUCCCAAAUUUUUUUCUCUGACAAAUGAUUGCUUGAACUUUCCCUGCAUUUGGAUUUGAGGUUUUAUGCAAUUUCUGAUAAAAUAAUUACUUCUAAAUGACUGUCAUGUUACUUAGGUAACCAUACAUUCUAAAACAUUUUGAUGAAAUAUUGACAGUACUUUAACUGUGUAUUUUAUUUUUUUAGGUCUAAAUUGGGAAUGAAAAGUAGCUUUGCAAUUUAUGUAAACAAAAAAUAUUGAGUUUGGGAUGUUUUGAAAUGUGGAUGAUAUACCUUAAAUUACAAAUGCAUAAGUAUUCUACAUAAGUUCUGUCUAAAUAGAUUAUUUUUAAUUAAUGUUAUGGAAUUCCAAGGCUAGCCCAAUAAACUCCACAGAAAAAAAAAAACUUGUUAUUGUUGAUGUUUCCUUGUUUAAAUAUGAAAAAGCUUGUCUAUACACACUAAGUAAUGACUACAAAAAAUAUCCGUUUUGUUAACUGGCUGCCUCUAGACAUUGUGCCUUGACAUUGACACUUCCAUCAUUAUGCAACCUUUGGCCAAUGAGAACCCCCCAUCCAGGCAUGUGAUGUGACACCAUUGUCCAAGUGUAGGUGAUGUAACAGGGUAGACUGACCUAGUCAAUAUGCUAUUAUUUGUCCAAUGUCCUUUGAAUGGUCUUUUGAAUAUGAAGUGAUAUAACAUCACAAGUUGCAGCAACAAAAUUAACAAUUUCACAAUAAAGCAUGUAAAGUUUGAAAAAUAAUGGUUAUCAUAAAAAUGUUUACAACUAUUUACAAUAUACGUAUGGUUUCCCUUUUAUGACUAAUGUGAACACAUUCUUGAACUACAUUUACCUGCAUAUCUACACUGACCCAGUUAAUACUGGAAUUAAAUCACAUGUUUGUCAACACUGGCAAGUGACUAUUUGCACCUUCAUGAGCAGUAACGGAUUAAACAUUAAAUAACGUCCUGGCCAGCUGAUGGCGAGAUAACAUGUAAGCUUUGUCACAGAGGUCCAAUGAGGAAGUUAAAUAUUACCCAGUGAUGUGCACAAUGUAGUAUAUAUCAGAGAAACCAAAGGAAAAAGCCUACCAUACUGUGUAGAGGUGUGAAAUAUGAUGGGCAUAACUGUGCAGACCCUUUUGCUGGGAUUUCUGUUUGUAGCCUGCACAUCUGGUAAAGAUUUUACAGAGAAGUGGUACCAGGUGGUGGAUCUAAUUGCCAGCAAUGCAACCUUGACAAGUCAGUUUUUAUCUGCUGCACAGCAGAAGGACAAGCUGAGUGGUGGUAUGAGUCAUUUCCCUUGUGCUGCUAUUGAUCCAUCUCCUUCAGUGCCAACCUCAGUACACCAGUUAAGGCCAUCAGAUGUCCAGGUUGUGGCAGCCAUGGGGGAUUCCUUGACUGCUGGUACAGGGAUACAUGCUCUGACUGUAGUUGGGGACCUUUUUGGCUGGAGAGGCGUGUCGUGGAGCAUUGGUGGAGAUGAAGAUAUCCACUCAGUGAUCACUCUUCCAAAUAUACUUAAGCAGUAUAACCCCAAUAUAAAGGGUUUUAGUAUAAAGAAGACCUUGUCAAGAGACAAUGAUAGUCCUUAUGCUCGAUUAAAUGUGGCAAAAGGUGGAGAUAAAACAAGUCAUAUGCCAGAUCAAGCGAGGAAGUUGGUGUCUAGAAUGAAGAGCAUGCUGGGAAGUAGUUACGCCACUGACUGGAAAGUUAUUACUUUGUUCAUUGGAGGCAACAACCUGUGUAGUUACUGUGAAGACCCAGAUGGAGCCCAAAGUCCAGAACAGUACAUUACAGACAUACGGAAUGCCCUGGACAUUCUACAUCAGGAAGUUCCCAGAGCCUUUGUCAAUCUUGUGGAAGUUUUCCAAGUUGAACUUAUUGAGCAACUGAACCUAAACCUGCUGUGUAAUAUAGUCCAUAGCAUUACAUGUGAUUGUGCAGCUUUUCCAAAAAGUGAAGCUGCACUUGAGGCAUUGAAAAGGGCAAAUAAAAAAUAUGGUGAAAACCUGAAUGCAUUAGCCGACAGUGGUAGAUAUGAUACCAGAGAUGACUUCACAGUGGUGGUCCAACCUUUCUUCAGAAAUACAAUGUUCCCUACACAUGCAGAUGGUUCUACUGACUCCAGCUUUGUAGCAGCCGACUGCUUUCAUCUCAGUGGCAAGGGUCAGGCAGCCAUGGCAGAAGCCCUGUGGAACAACAUGGUGGAGCCAGUAGGUGGGAAACGUACAGAAUGGAGGGUUGGGGAAGCACUGGAGUGCCCUACAAAUGCUCACCCAUACUUCUACACUAAGAAGAACAGCAACCCAUCUUUCCUGCAGAGUGUUCAGAGCAAUGCCAUGGUGGGGAGCAUGGCUGGCAACGGAGCUGGAAAGAGUUACGAUCAGUUGACGGCUGCAGAUACUAAUACUUUUCAGGGAGUUCAUGGAACUGGGAUCAUCAUCGGCGCCGUAGGAGCCGGCAUACUGCUCGGUGCUCUGUUGGUGGCAGGUGUUCUUUAUCGCAAGUAUCAGCUUAGAACUGGUGGUGAGAGGCGGGCCCUUCUUCAACCCAAUCCAGCUGCUUGAUUGAGAUAUUAGUGUUGAAGUUUUCAUUGAUGAUGAAGCAUUCAAAUGGAUUUAAAGUUUGGAACUGGAACUAUUGCAUCAUUCAAAGGAUUAAAUACUCACCCACUGUGAUCUAAAUGAAAUCAGGUACCAGUGAUAUUAUUUUCAUGUACUUGAAAGACAUUUGAACCAAAUUGUUUACUUCUUAGUGUCCUUAUUGGGCAUAACAUUUGUCUAUGCUUUUUACCAUAGUAUGAUAAUAUUUUGAAUCACAUUUUUCUGUGAUAACCAACAUUAGAAGGUCUGCUCAUUGAUUGUGUUAGUGUCUUAUUUGAUGCAUUAAUAACAAGAAAAAUAAUGACUGUACUGGCUAAGUUAAGAUAUACUGAACUAUUACCAGGAUUGUAAAACCCAGAGAAUUAAUAAUAAAGUGUUAGAACAGUAUAAUUAUUGUAUUAUUAUCAAUUACUUCAGCUUUCAAAUAAGAAAUCACAUGAAAUAAAAUUGUAUUCAAGA